Messenger RNA from Amphimedon queenslandica, 1039 nucleotides. Its product is annotated as frataxin, mitochondrial-like. Gene Ontology annotation, biological process: iron incorporation into metallo-sulfur cluster; intracellular iron ion homeostasis. NCBI's taxonomy places the organism in Eukaryota, Metazoa, Porifera, Demospongiae, Haplosclerida, Niphatidae. Gene Ontology annotation, cellular component: mitochondrion. Gene Ontology annotation, molecular function: ferric iron binding; iron chaperone activity; ferroxidase activity. The transcript has 5 exons. The coding region runs from base 465 to 1019 and encodes 184 amino acids. The record is from RefSeq and is a predicted model, not a curated record.
GUAGUCGGAUUCACAAUAUUAUCAGUAUUUGUUUGUGAGUUGUCACAUAUAGGGAGAGUGGUCAAAUGAGUGAGUAUUGAUGCUGUUGUUGCAAUGAUGGCCACCAAAGAUAUGAAUAGGAGUACAACUCCAAUGCCUAAUACCAUUGAUGCAAGUCUUCCCAUACCAGCUCCUCCAGUCUCUCUUAUGAUCAUAUGAGGUCUGCUGCUGCCUUUGUUGUUUUCAUAUUCUUGAAGGUCAUUCACUUCAUAAAUGUGCUGCAAAUCUUCUUUGUCCAUCUUUGCUUAGUAUUAUAAAUUUUAGAGACUGGUUUAGGCUACGGUAUGUGUCAGCUAUAAAGCAAAGGGUGUGCAAAACAAAAGCUACUAUGGAUACCAAGUGCAUUCAUGGAUAGAGCACAAUUUUACUUAACUAGAUCUAGUUAAUAGCCUAAGCCUAUUUUAACCCCUCAGUCGGGAUCUAAAAUGGUGACCAGAUUACACCUCUUAAGAAGAUAUUUUAUGUCUUGCUCUUUUCCUCUGCUCAGAAAGCUACCAGAAAAAGAUAUAAUUAUCAACAGGAUAACUUACAGUAAUAGAUCGUUGCCUAACAGAUAUUGGACUGUAAGGUUAUGCACAGGAACGAGGGUUUUCCCUGUUGAAUUGGACGAGAAGACUUAUGAGAAGAUAGCAGAUGAAACGUUACAGGAAUUAUUAUCAGUUUUUGAAGACCUUGUGGACUCGGGAGAAAGUGGAGACGAAUCUGAUGUACAAUACGAGAGUGGUGUACUUACAUUUUAUUUAGGAGGUGGUAGAGGGACAUACGUCAUUAACAAGCAGACGCCGAACAAACAGAUCUGGCUCUCUUCUCCUACAAGUGGUCCAAAGAGAUAUGACAUCAUUGAUGAUAAGUGGACUUAUUCUCAUGAUUUGGUACCAAUGCAUGAGCUUCUGUCAAAAGAACUAACUCAAGCACUUCAGACUAACGUUGAUUUGACCGUACUUAAUUAUGCAAAGAUUCCAAAAAGUUUAAUAAAAUGAAUUUAAUACAACAACAUCAA